GUACACUUGUGAGCUUGUGCUUAAUUAAAGGACCAACCAAAACAGUAGACGAAGAAGUUACUAUAACGUUCGAAACGAUUGCCAUCCAUUGCAAACACUCGUUCUGUUAACCCAAUGAAUCCAUACGAACCCGUAGAGGGACUGUAUGUGAAUGCUAAACAAUAUCAUCGCAUUCUCAAACGGCGAGAAGCUCGUGCUCGACUGGAGGAGCGUCUGCGUGGAAUGCAAACGACGAAAAAACCCUAUCUGCACGAGUCAAGACAUAAACACGCAAUGCGUCGCCCCCGUGGCCCUGGUGGACGAUUUUUAACAGCAGAAAAAGUUUCACAACUGAAAGCCCAAGAAGCAUUAGAAGAGGGCAAGUCGGAAAGCCCAAACGGAUCAGAGACUCGUGGUUUGAUGGAUACACUCGAUACAGCCCCUACGACGACCACCACUACCAACGAAUUUUUGGACACUAAUGAUACCGCAGAUGAUAGUCCGUCUUCUACCCUUUCUUCCCAUGUUCCUAAUAAUGCCGCUGGCGGCCCGGCAGGGUUGGAUUUAACUGGUUCCAGGGAAGAGACUCAACAUAAUCCUUCGAUUUUUGGUACUACUACAAAUUCUAAUUUUAAUACCGUUUCUGCUAAUCCGAACCCUAAUGCUCUUACCCAUCCUGGUGGCGUAGAUGGAAACAGAAGUAGUACUCCUUCUGCAGCUGUUCCCUCCCAUACAUCUACAGACACUACGAAUAUCGGUCCUUCUAAUAGCUCGAUUAAUGCUCAGAUCCAUAAUUCUACUGCAGCUACCAACAAUCAGCAUCAUCGACAUUCUAAUGCCCCCUCUAAUGCUCCUACCUUGACUAGCAACGAAAACAUACAACUUCGGAAUGCUAGUUCCUCCGCUGUUUCGAAUCCUCUUUCAGUAAAUGAUCCAGGAGUAGAUCUUAACUUGUCGAAUCCAAUAGUCAUGCAACUGGAUCCUUCAAAUCUUCUGCAUUCACCUUCUUCUAAUCAAAAUACUCCCCGUACGUCCUUUUUCCCUCCCUCAACUACUACUGAAGACAGGCCUUCGCCACCAGUGUCUAACCGUCACCAUUCUACUGCCAAUAAUACCGAUUACGGAAAUCUACCUACUACGACGCAUCCGAACAGUGUCUUUCAUAAAAAUGCUACACAUACUUAUCACACUACUCCGGGUUCCGAAUUAACGGGACCAAAUGGGGAUUCAUUUGCAGAUUUAGACGUAUACCAAACGGACGAUCCGGUAACGACGAGUCUUAUACAUUCUCAACAUCCCAUAGGAUCAAUUGGUGAUUUAAGCGAUCCAAGUACUGCUCAUGGCUCUGGGAUCCCAAACUUGACCAGCCAUCACAUGGGUCAUCUUAAUUUAACAGGCAAUAACCAAGAUUCUAUAAUUAUUGAUCAGCAACCAUAUACUUCACAUGAUUCCACCAGUGCUCAUCCAUGAAUGCUUGACAGUCAGUGAUUUUUUUUGGCAUUUUUUUUCUUGUUUUGAUCUCCCAUUCAUAUGCUGUCGAAAAUUCCCCCCACUUAUUUCUUAGAUCUUAGCAAACACGUACUGAAAACCGGUUGUCUGUGCCGAAUGACAGAAAAAAGAGCGAGAAAAUAAAAAGUUACUUGAUAUCAUUUUCAUUUUUAUUUUUUAAAAUAAAAAAAUGAAAGGUCUGUUUACUAGCAAAGCUAAUAGAAUAUGAGCAAAUAAACCAGACAAAUCAACUCGUUGCAUUCAUCACGAAUGAGCACGGUCCACUAUUUUCUAAUGUUUCAGAAUUAGACUUAAGCACUUACCAAAUAACCAGCAUAUGCCAGCCAGGCUAGAUAUGGAACAAGUAUCUUUGAGGCCGUAGGAGCGAUCGGCCACCAUGUCUUGGCCAACCAACCUACGACACCUGUCAAAGCACCAAUAUUGAGGAGGGCAAGUUUUGGCUUUUGACAACAGAAAAGUGGCAUCCAAGAAUAGUUUAGGGCCAAUUGAGUUAGAUACAAAGCCGCACCUUUGCGACCAGCAUUGGUAAUCAACAGGGGAUCUGCUUGGUAAGCCAAAUGCGAAGCAUAACCCAUGGCAAAGUACAAAAUCGUCCAAGCGGGCCCAAAGACGUAAUCAGGUGCUUGAAAUUUUGGCUGCUUGCGUGUCUUAUAUCUGUCCAUUUUGUUUUUAUUAAGACCAGCAGUUAUCCAUCCGAAUGUUGUAGGGACAAGACCGGCGAUCCACCAGGUUUGUGAAAUGCUAGUAAAAACUCUGUAGUUCAAAUCCAUAGCUGUGUGCUUUCUUUAACUAAUCCUUUGGUUAAUAAACAACUAAUGAUAGAGGCACCUAUGCACAAAAGCAAUUGGAACCCAUCUACUAUAUACCAAUAACUUCGUUAAUAUUGUCGUAAAAAAACUAAUUGCUUGAUAUUUGGAAAAGGUAUCUUUUCCUGUACAGGAAGGAAAGAAUAUAAAUAUUCUAAAACUAAGCUUCAACAUUGCGUCAUAAAUCCAUAAUGAUUUCAAUCGAACAUUAGGAUUCUAAAUAAGGGAUUUCUAACAGGUCCAGUAUAUUCUACGUACACAGUUACACACAAUUGAUGAUUUUAAC
This is a messenger RNA of Schizosaccharomyces cryophilus OY26, 2580 nucleotides long. Its product is annotated as CCAAT-binding factor complex subunit Php2. Gene Ontology annotation, cellular component: CCAAT-binding factor complex. The record is from RefSeq and is a predicted model, not a curated record. Gene Ontology annotation, biological process: regulation of transcription by RNA polymerase II. The transcript has a single exon. Bases 115 to 1449 code for a protein of 444 amino acids. Lineage: Eukaryota; Fungi; Ascomycota; Schizosaccharomycetes; Schizosaccharomycetales; Schizosaccharomycetaceae. Gene Ontology annotation, molecular function: RNA polymerase II cis-regulatory region sequence-specific DNA binding; DNA-binding transcription factor activity, RNA polymerase II-specific.